This is a messenger RNA of Cyprinus carpio (common carp), 1696 nucleotides long. Its product is annotated as rho guanine nucleotide exchange factor 28-like. NCBI's taxonomy places the organism in Eukaryota, Metazoa, Chordata, Actinopteri, Cypriniformes, Cyprinidae. The transcript is spliced from 12 exons. The record is from RefSeq and is a predicted model, not a curated record. Gene Ontology annotation, biological process: regulation of Rho protein signal transduction. The coding region runs from base 40 to 1692 and encodes 550 amino acids.
UCAUUGUGUAUGUAGUUUGCAGGCCGAAAUGCUUCUCAGAUGAUAGAACUGUACGGUGAUUUCUGCAGUCGACAUCCAGAAGCACUGAAAAUGUAUAAGCAACUACUACAGAGCAACAGGAAACUACAGUUAUUUCUCAGACAGCAGAGUUCCAACUCUGUCAUAAAACGACGUGAAAUCCCAGAAUUCCUGUUGCUUGUUACCCAGAGAAUCACCAAGUACCCUGUUCUGAUAGAGAGACUCCUUCAACACACUGAUGAAAGCAGUGCUGAGCGCUAUGAUAUUGCAGUGGCACUGGAGGGUCUUCGGGGGGUGAUAGAGGAGGUGGAGCGAUGUGUGGGAGAUUACGAGCGUGCAAAGAAACUACAAGAUAUCAUAAGUCGCCUAGACAACAAGAGCUGUACCCGCCUGAAGAACGGAGAGAUCUUCAGCAAGCAGGACCUGCAGAAAACACACCGAACUCUCACACACUCUUCCGCACUGACCUGUAGGACCACCUCUGGCAGACUGAGAGAUGUUCUUGCGCUGCUCCUCACAGAUGUUUUGGCUUUCCUUCAGGAGAAAGAGCAGAAGUUUGUCUUUGCUGCAUUGGAGCAGAAGUCAUCUGUGAUGCCCUUGCAAAGGCUCAUUGUGAGGGAAAUAGCCAAUCAGGAGAGAGGAUUAUUUCUGAUCAGUGGCGAUUGCUCUGUGGGGCCAGAGAUGUACGAGAUACACACACAGACUCGUGAGGAACGCAACAUGUGGAUGACACUGCUGAGACAGGCUGCUGAUAGCCUUCCUGAUGAUAAGACCAAGAAGAAUGAGGGGGAAAUUGAAUUGAAGAAGAUACAGAAAUUACAAGAGGCGCUGUUCUCUCUGGAUCUGCAGCUGUGCUCUGUUAUUGAGGAGAAGUUAAAGAUCUGUAGAGGGACCGGUAGAUGGAGUCUGGGUAACUGCCGUCUUCUCGUUCAACCCCACCCUGAAAACACCCCUCAGGGCGUCGCAUUACUGACUGACGCACAGGAAGAGGUGGUGAAGCUGGCUAUCACUUUGUUGACUUGGCUUUUUCCUUGCAUAUGGUCACCAAGUAACCAUGACAACUUUGGCCAGGAAAGAGCAAACUAUAAUGAACAAAAUUUGCCAAGUCGGAGCAGGAGGAGUGCUUUGGUAGGAACAGGGGUGGGGCCUCUCACAGUUGCCCCAAUAAGCCCCGCCUACCAGACUUAUUUAAAGGUAGCAGAGGGUGUUCACAACUUAAUCCACAUGCUCUACAGUCUGCAGGCUGCUAUAGUAAUCCAAGACAGCUGCUUUGAAGUUCAAAAUCUCCUCCUCCUCGAGGGAGAAGCUCCACCCCAAACUCUUACAAGUGAUUAUGAUGUCAAAAAGCAGCAGAGUUUUGAGUGUGGCGUGGUUGGCGGGACUGAGGCUGUGCAGCAGAAAGAACUGGAGCAGAGAGAGCAUGCUGAACUGACGGACAGACUGGCGAAAGAGAAAGAGCAGUUUGAGGAGGAGCUGCGGCUGUUUGAGGAGAAGAUGAGGAAGCUGAGAGAGGAGGAGAAGAGAGUGAACGAAGAGAGAGAGAGUUUGAAAGAAGAGGGGAAGAAAGUGUUAAAAGAGAGGAAGAGCCUGGAGACAAAGAUAAGACUCAUUCAAAAUAAUUCAAAUCAUCGUCAAGGCAUCUCACCUUCUGUCAUCAUAUCACAGGAGAAGUGAUAUG